Dioscorea cayenensis subsp. rotundata (Guinea yam) is the source of this 1322-nucleotide messenger RNA. Its product is annotated as agmatine coumaroyltransferase-2-like. The coding region runs from base 6 to 1271 and encodes 421 amino acids. The transcript is spliced from 2 exons. Gene Ontology annotation, molecular function: acyltransferase activity, transferring groups other than amino-acyl groups. The record is from RefSeq and is a predicted model, not a curated record. NCBI's taxonomy places the organism in Eukaryota, Viridiplantae, Streptophyta, Magnoliopsida, Dioscoreales, Dioscoreaceae.
AAUUAAUGGAAGUGAAGGUGACAAACUCCUCCACCAUCCUCACAAGCCCCAUCUCUCACCCUUCCGACGUCCCCCUCACCAUCUUCGACCGUUUUGCCCUCAACUACCACAUCGCCGUCCUCUAUGCCUUCACUCCUCCCACCUCCACCAACGCUGCCAUCAUCUCCGGCCUCUCCAAGACCCUCGUCCACUUCCCAACUCUCACCGCCAACGUCUCUACUGACUCACGUGGCCGCCCUUCUCUUACUGUCGGAAGACCUGAUGGAGGUGCGCUCGUCGUUGAGGCUACUGUCUCAUCCAAACUAGAAGAUCACCUGCCUCUCACUCCCUCACCGAUCUUCAGACUCCUCCAUCCUGAUGUCAAUGACUACGGCGGGCUGGUCAUUGGCGUCACUGCCCACCACCGUGUCGCUGACGGCCAGUCCAUGGUCUCUUUCUUGGUAGCAUGGGGGAAGAUGGUACGUGGUAUCCCCAUUGAUCCACUUCCAGUCUAUGAUCAGUCAUGGCUCAAGCCUAGGGAUCCCCAUCUGGUGCAAUUUGAUCACUGGGGGAGUGAAUUCAUGCCCCUAUCUCCUCAACCAAAUGAGUUUAUUAAUAUCACUAGGACUGAUGUUGAUCCUAGUGAGAUCACCAACUUGCUGUUGCACUUUUCUCCGGACUUUAUCAUGAAGCUCAAAGCUCAGACCAAUAAAUUAAACACUGAAAAACACACCACGUUUGAGACACUAGCAGGGUAUCUAUGGAGGAAAGUGACGAUAGCACGGCAGUUGGAUGAUGAGGAGUGUACUAUGUUGAGUGUACCAGUCAAUGGCCGGCGUCGGUUACAGCCUCCGGUGCCACUGGAGUUUUUUGGUAACUUGGCUUUGAAUGUAUAUCCGAAAGCAAAAGGAAGGGCAUUGAUUGAAGGUGGGGUGGCGACUGCAGCGGGGAUUGUUCGUGAGGCGGUGAGAGUUAUGGGAGAUGAUUAUUUCCGGUCGUUUAUUGACUUUGGUGAAGUUUACGGAGAUAGAGAUCUUGUGGCUUGCAAUGAGAAGCCCGGCAAUGUGCUGUCACCAAAUAUGGAAGUUGAUAGCUGGUUAGGGCUUGUGUUCGAUGUGGUUGAUUUUGGUGGAGGUGUGAAGCUUUGUGGUAUUUCAUUGACAUGGAUGCCUUUUGAAGGAUUGUCAAUCCUCAUCCCUUCUUUGUCUCCGGAUGGUGGCGUGGAUGUUUUUCUUUCUCUGCUUGAAAAGCAUGCAACGAAAUUUAGGGAGAUAUCUCACUCUUUGGAUUAGGGUUAAUUAGGGUUCGUCUGGCUAAUCAGUUUCUUUUGGAGCACUGUUAUG